GUAUGGAGGCUGUCGAGGUUCUCCGAAAUUGCUGGGGUUCGAUGGGGAAGCUACUCGCCGGUGCCCCGGGCUGCUGAGCUCUUGCCGCCUGCGUCCCCGCGGCUCUCCCGCAGGGCCAUGAUGGCCUCGCGGGUGGCGCGCACCUCGUGGGGUGCCUUGCGCGUAGCCGUGUGGGCGCCGGGAGCGCGGCCGGGCAAGGGGCGCGCCCGCGGGGCCUUGCUGCCGCCAGUGCCUUGCUGCCUGGGGUGCCUGGCGGAGCGCUGGUGGCUGCGCCCGGCUGCGCUCGGCUUGCGGCUGCCUGGGGCCAGCCCGCGGGCCCACUGCUCGGGCGCGGGGAAGGCAGCCCCCGGGCCCGCAGUGCAAGAGGACGCCGCCACCGAGGCCCGGGGCGGCCGGUGGGGCCCGGCGAGUGCCGCCAGCCUGUAUGAAAAUCCAUGGACAAUCCCAAAUAUGUUGUCAGUGACGAGAAUUGGCUUGGCCCCAGUUUUGGGCUAUUUGAUUAUUGAAGAAGAUUUUAAUAUUGCACUAGGAGUUUUUGCUUUAGCUGGGCUAACUGAUUUGUUGGAUGGAUUUAUUGCUCGAAACUGGGCCAAUCAAAAAUCAGCUUUGGGAAGUGCUCUUGAUCCACUUGCUGAUAAAAUACUUAUCAGUAUUUUAUAUGUUAGCUUGACCUAUGCAGAUCUUAUUCCAGUUCCACUUACUUAUAUGAUAAUUUCAAGAGAUGUAAUGUUGAUUGCUGCUGUUUUUUAUGUCAGAUAUCGAACUCUUCCAACACCGAGAACACUUUCUAAGUAUUUCAAUCCUUGUUAUGCCACUGCUAGGUUAAAACCAACCUUCAUCAGCAAGGUUAACACAGCAGUCCAGUUAAUCUUGGUGGCAGCUUCUUUGGCAGCUCCGGUUUUCAAUUAUGCUGACAGCAUUUAUCUUCAGAUCCUGUGGUGUCUUACAGCUUUUACCACAGCUGCAUCAGCUUACAGUUACUAUCAUUAUGGUCGGAAAACUGUUCAGGUGAUAAAAGGCAGAUGAAAGUCAUCCAUCAUCAUUAGCAAGGAAGCAAUAUACAUCAUCGGCGGCAGGGCCAGUGGAAAUCUAAGGGAGUUUCCUUUUUUGGUGUUUAGCUUGAAAAAGGACUUCUCAGAACAAACCAUGUCAUCAAAAUUUAAGUAAUGUGCAUUGAAAAUAAGCUUGAUCAUGGGCAUAUGCAGAAUUUCCAAUGUAUUUUUAAAUACAAAUAAAACUAUAAUUUAGAAUUUUUUUAUCUUAGGUUUCUUGAUUAAUUUAUAAGUAGCAAUUAUUCCAAUUAUUGUCAGUCAUUUUUUGAUAUGUAAAACAAAAAACAGUCUAGAGCAUGGAAACUGAAGAGUUGUCACUUUAAUAGAAUUUAGAUUGCUCACAAAGCACUAGGGGAUUUCCUGGGUUUAAAUAUACAUCCUGUACAACUUGGCUGCACAGUUGUUUGUUUGACUUUUAGAUCUGUGCACACAUUAACAGUACAUGUGGUUAAUAUUUGAUUGCUUAGAAUAAUGACUAUAAAGGUAGCUUAGUUGUGGAUGAAGUAAACUUGUAAAGAGAUUUAAAAUGCAGUAAAUUUUGAAAAUAAUAAAUAAGAUCAAAAUAGAAGGUACUGAAGUUCAUGUUCAGAAGUCUUCCAACCUCUCAGGUGCCUAAUAGUUUAUGCAUCAGGAUAAUAAGUGACAAAGGUAGUUGGAAAAUGAAAAUAUGUCUGUUACCCUAGCCAUCCAAGAGGCAGUGAGUUACAUCAUGCCUUCCCACUGUAUCUCUAACAUAACAGUGUUUGUAUGAUAUUGGGACCUGUACUCAUAUGUUAUGUAAAUAAUAUGAAAUUAUAUUUUUCAAAGGUUUUUUAAAGCUUUGGGGAAUCUUCUUUUGUUAAGAUGUUAAAGGAAUAAAAGAGCCGGAAAAAAGUGACCUUCAA
Messenger RNA from Lipotes vexillifer (Yangtze River dolphin), 1936 nucleotides. RefSeq names its product cardiolipin synthase 1 (gene CRLS1). The record is from RefSeq and is a predicted model, not a curated record. Lineage: Eukaryota; Metazoa; Chordata; Mammalia; Artiodactyla; Lipotidae. Bases 118 to 1026 code for a protein of 302 amino acids. Gene Ontology annotation, molecular function: cardiolipin synthase (CMP-forming) activity. The transcript has 7 exons. Gene Ontology annotation, biological process: cardiolipin biosynthetic process. Gene Ontology annotation, cellular component: membrane; mitochondrion.